Molecule: messenger RNA, 3915 nt
Organism: Aspergillus pseudotamarii
Lineage: Eukaryota; Fungi; Ascomycota; Eurotiomycetes; Eurotiales; Aspergillaceae
Product: putative integral plasma membrane protein
Exons: 7
Coding region: 180-3320 (1046 amino acids)
Biological process (GO): fungal-type cell wall organization; GPI anchor biosynthetic process
Cellular component (GO): endoplasmic reticulum
Source: RefSeq, a predicted model, not a curated record
UCUGGCUCAGGGGCUCCUGACCAUUGCUGUCUGGAUUUCUGUUUGUUAGUUUGCUCUUUCUUUUCAUAUUCUUAUUACAUUCCUGACACUCGUUUGUCUCCUUAAUUGAUAUUCGUUCUCUUCACUUCCCUUGUUUCGUCGAGUGGCCGGAGACUGGUCCGCCUGUUCUCUUCGCUGCCAUGGCACCCAAAUUCAAAGAUGGGGAUGCCGUUGUAGCGGUUAAUGGGAAAUGGGUGUCUUGGGCGCACACAGUCGCUGCUUAUGCGGCCUUCUUGAGUGCCUUGGUAGUAGGAAUGUCGCUGCAUUUCAGGAAAAUCGUGCAAAACGAACAUUACGGCUAUCCUGACGAAUGGUUUCCGUCGGUAUCAGCAACGAUCGGUGAUCGCUAUCCGGAACGAUCGUUCUUCCAAGUGUUUAUCGCCAUCACCUCGGGUCCUCGGUUUGCUCUAGUGUUCCUUUGGUACAUCCUGACCUCGCGCCCCAACUCAGCUCUUCCUAAGUUCAUCGCCGGCGUUGGACUGUUUCGGACGUUUACAUGCGGUGGUUGGACGUACGUUACAUCUACAGAUGACCAUGAUUGGCAUGAUAUUUUCAUGAUCUCUUACCUUGUUGCAACGUUGCCCUGGACUCUUGGCUGCCUUGCGCUUAGCCCAAACAACCGCCGGGCUGUGAAGUACAGGAAGAUUUUGGCGAGUUGUUUCUUCGGAACUCUUGUUCCAUUAAUUUACUAUUUCAUCCAGCACAAGGUGCAUAAGGUCGCGGGAGCUUACACCAAGUAUGCCUUUUUUGAAUGGUCCCUUAUACUGUUUGAUGUGGGUUUCGAUGCUGUCACUGCACUCGACUUCGACGCAUUUGAGAUUGUGGUCAGGGAUGUCAAAGGAAUUAGCAGAGGGCAGUUGAAGACCACUGCAGACUCCGUCCUUGAAAAAGAGAAAGGAAAGCCUGUUGGAAAUACGUUCGGCGAAGGUUUCUUCUGGACAGAGAUCAUCGAUGCCGCUGCAGAUGCCUACAAUAUGUUUGUGUUCUGGUCCUUGUGGACUGCCCUUGGUGUACUCGUCUGGUACUUCCCUCUUUGGCAUAUGGGUAUCUCUGGUUACGAGUUAGCAAUCCUAAGUUACGUAUCUCCGGUCCUCCUGGUCAUUCCCUCCUUGAAGUCUGCCGCCACGAGAAAUCCUCGACUUUUCCACUUUCUGUCACUUUCCGGGCUACUUGCGUAUAAGGUGCAAGACCCUGCCAAUCGACUGUUUAUGACCACUUUCGCGGUUUCUUGCAGCUGUAUUGCAUGGUCUGCGACACUGUAUGCCGAAAGGGCAAACGGCUCUAGGCUGGAAUCCCGUAUCUUUGCAUGGGGCAUUGGCUUGAUCAUGUCGAGCAUUGCUAAGUUUGCAUGCAAAACAAACAACCCCAUCUGGCCUAUCAUGCAUGCAGAGAAUGGAGGAUGGAAUAAAUUGGGUCUUUUCCUUGGUGUCCUGGCCGUCCUCAGGUCGCACAGACGACCUCCGACUAAUGGAGGGGAUUACUUCCCCUCAAGCGGCAGGAAAGGCUCUUCAUUAUUUGCCGCUUUUGGUAUCGGUGGUCUGCUUUUCGCAAUGCAUUCCCUCCUCUCCGACUCCAGCACCAUGAUCGCUUGGGUUUGGGAGGGAUAUCCCGUGCGCGGCCCUAUUGCAGUACCUCAUGGUGCACUCACUAUUCUUGCAAUGGGUGCUGGACUUAUUUACGGUCUGUAUUAUCCUGGCGUUGCUGGAAGCUGGACUGCAUAUGGGAUUGCGGCUAUUGGUGCGGCACUGCUUACUUGUUCCAGUCACUGGACUGGAUUCUACGGUGGCCUCAUCCUUGCAUUCUACCUUCUCGCAGUCACUCCAGUCUUGGUAUCGUCGGCUGUUCGCCAUUCACUGCCUAAAACAUUUGGUAUCGGUUUCUUCCUGUACACAUUCUUGAUUCUCUUCCAUGUGUGGGUUGUUGCGUAUGCCUUUGUUCCUGGUGGGCCUCUCGUCAGAGAGCACACCGAUUGGAUCAUGAUCACCACUAUGUUAUCGAUUGGGGCUGGUGUCUUCUCUGCUGCUGUCACCAACUCAUCGGGUACUAAGAGCAAGAUCGUCAGUCCGAAUGGCAAACGACAGCGGUCGUAUUUCAUCUAUAUUCUAGCGACGCUGCAGCUUAUUUCCAUGGCUAUUGCGUAUCUUCGCUUCCCUACAAACGACUAUGUGCCAUAUCACAAAGAGGAUAAGGUCGCGACUGUCGGCAUUUGGACAGUUCACUUUGGUCUCGACAAUGACAUGUGGUCAUCGGAACGGCGUAUGCGCAAUGUCAUCCAGGAACUUGAGCUUGAUGUCAUUGGCCUUCUUGAAUCUGAUAACCAGCGCAUCAUUAUGGGCAAUCGCGAUAUGACCCAGGUCCUGGCGGAAGAUCUUGGCAUGUACGCAGACUUCGGUCCUGGUCCUAACAAGCACACGUGGGGCUCAGCUUUACUUUCCAAAUUCCCAAUUGUCAAUUCUACUCACCACCUCCUUCCUUCUCCUGUUGGUGAACUUGCUCCGGCCAUUCAUGCCACUCUUGAUAUGUAUGGAGAGCUGGUUGAUGUUGUCGUGUUCCAUUCGGGACAAGAAGAGGACCCGGAAGACCGCCGCCUCCAGACCGAAUACUUAUCGAAGUUAAUGGGUUCAUCCCCUCGCCCCCUGAUUUUACUGAGUUACUUGGUCACAAAGCCACUGGAAGGUAAUUACAAUACUUAUGUCAGUGAACUCAGCGGUAUGAAAGAUAUCGACCCUACCGAUUGGGACCGAUGGUGUGAGUACAUUCUCUACAAGAACAUCAAGAGGACUGGCUACGCUCGUGUUAGUCGGGAUUCUAUCACAGACACGGAGAUUCAGGUAAGUCUUGCCGUGCAUGCCAUGUUCAUGCCUAUAGCCCUUUGCGGAAGGGGAGCUGUUUCAUCAUUGCUGACCAACUGCUGUGAUAGGUCGGCAAAUUCGUCAUUGGGGAAUCCGAGCCUGAGAAUGAGAUGCGACUGCCCGAGGAAAUGGUACCAGAAGGGCGUCGAUUCCCCGGGUUGUUCCGCGGACAGGGAGUUCGCGGUCAUCGUUAUCAUGUCUUUGAUGAGCCCAGGUAUUGGCAAUAAAUGCCACGUGAAGCGGUCAGCCAACCCUGGCUCUUUCUCUGGGCGGCUCAGGUUUUCGGGAUCCCUGGGUUAUUUGUAUAUUCUACGAUGCGAGGACUCCAAGCCUGUGAUGGCUGGUUAUUCGCGAUAUUUGUCACGACUAUGUACUGUGAAUCUCAAUCAAGCUCUUUCUUAUAAUAUUUUAUCUUUGAAUGUGGAAUAGAUGUGGUAUGUUCAUACUUGUGAAAAACAGGCAACUGUUGUACGGAGCACAUAGGGCUUAGAAGCGGAUCCUAGACGCAUUGACUACAGAACUUGUUGAUGUGGCUAUUGACGUCUACCAAGAUGAACUCAUCCUGUAUUCUUCCAUCACGGACCACGGCAUAUGCAAACGCUUGUAAAAGUCAAACCUACCCCGAGCUGGGAUGUGGAAUGUGGAGAUCAUACCGUCCCUCCUUCGUGUACGUGACCGAGUGCAUAUGACAACGGUAUGAGCUUCCUGUAUGAUUCCCCCAUGACUCAUCAAGGGAGGAGAGCUCGUUUCACUUUCUCUUCCGAACAAGAUAUUCAGGACGCGAAACUUGCGUUAAGCCUUAGAUAGCGCAUUCCAGCCCUGCAGACUCAACCACUGAUCUUCGCGUCUCGAGUUAUUGCACGUCGUAUUCUCAGAACAGUUUCGUUUGCAAUACAUAUACCGUGGAAUGCAUUAGUUUCUUUGAUGAUUAACAUUUUAAUAAUUGCUUAUUAGCUAGCUUUCUGGCCAAACCUCAUGAUACGGUUAAGCCUUGGACGCCAGCAUCUCGUGAAUGGCAUAUGGC